Rhizoctonia solani is the source of this 1452-nucleotide messenger RNA. Its product is annotated as Retrotransposable element Tf2 protein. Gene Ontology annotation, biological process: DNA integration. The record is from RefSeq and is a predicted model, not a curated record. NCBI's taxonomy places the organism in Eukaryota, Fungi, Basidiomycota, Agaricomycetes, Cantharellales, Ceratobasidiaceae. Gene Ontology annotation, molecular function: nucleic acid binding. Bases 1 to 1452 code for a protein of 483 amino acids. The transcript is spliced from 3 exons.
AUGCCUGGUGUACAACACUUUGCCAAUACAUCAGAAGAGGAAGUGGAAAUUGUCACGGAUAUUUGCUCAAGGCUAAGGGAAGAUCCCUCCCUUGAACCUAUCAUCAAAUUCCUAACAGAAGAUGCCAACAAUGCUCCCCUGUCCAUACGCAAAGCUUAUUGGGACUAUGAUUGGGAGGAGGACCUCCUGUGGUACCAAGGGAAACUAGUUGUUCUGGAUUCAGAACCCAUCAAAGAAAGGCGUUUGAGGGAAUUCCAUGACUCCCCAUUGGCAGGACACCCAGGCCAACAAAGGACGCUUGAACUUAUCAACCAGAAUUAUUGGUGGCCUGGAAUGAAAUCUUCAGCUAAGGAAUGGGUCAAGUGCUGCCCCAUAUGCCAAGCCAACAGACAAGCCCACGCUCCAGUAAUAGCCCUGAAGCCACUGGAAGUUCCCCCAUUCCUGUUCCACACUAUCUCCUAUGACUUUAUCACAGGGUUUCCAAAGUCCCAGGGUCACAACGCUAUCCUAGUAGUGAUUGACUCCUUCUUGAAAUUUGGCCACUUCAUCCCCACUUCCAAGAAGGUCACUGCAAAGGGGCUAGCUGAUCUGUUCAUCACCCACAUCUGGAAACUCCACGGGCUGCCUGUCAAAACCCGGCUUGGAGUCAAACCAGCGUUCUCUUUGGCAUACCACCCAGAGUCAGAUGGACAAACGGAAAGAGUCAAUCAGUUCAUUGAGUUUUACCUACGCUCCUACGUUGCAGCCAACCACUCCAACUGGGCUGCCUGGUUGCCUUUGGCAGAAUACGCUUAUAAUAAUGCCAAACAUGCAGCAACUGGGAAAACACCCUUUGAACUUGUCUAUGGGCAAAACCCAAUAAUGAACCCUUCCAACAUUCCAGCCAACGUCCCGGAGGCAGAUGCAGUAGCAGAUACAUUGGCCCAAGAAUGGAAAGAAGCCAAGUCAGCCCUCAGAAUGAGCAAAGAACGGAUGACCAGGAGCCAGGGAACAGUACCAGAGUAUUCAGUAGGCAAGAAGGUUUGGCUAGAUGGGAAGAACAUAGAACUCAGGACCAAUUUGAACAAAUUAGACCCCAAACAACUAGGCCCAUUCAAAGUUGUUGAAAAAGUCUCUAGCCACGCCUAUUGCCUGGAGCUACCGGAAACUCUAAAGAUCCACAAUGUCUUUUAUGUUGGGUUGCUAUCCAGGAGCCACAAAUCACCAAACCAGCCAUUCCCAAAACGUCCUCCCCCUGAGACAAUAGAGGGAGAAGAAGAAUACAAGGUCAAGCAAAUCAUUGACUCUAAACAACAACAGGGCAAAUGGUUUUAUCUGAUAAAAUGGAAAGGGUAUGGACCAGAGGACAAUUCCUGGGAACCAGAGGAGCUACUGGAGCAUAGCCAAGAAGAGAUUAAGCAAUUUAACCAGACUAGGCUCAAAAAGGCUUGUGACUCCGCCAAAAGCCUUUAA